GUCGAUUACAAUAAAGUUGCUUCAAGUUACGCGUCAGCAAAUGGCGCCCAAUUUGUGAGCUGCUCUCCCACAGUCUCAGACUGCAAACUUGCAACUUGACGAAAGCGGCCUAUCACUUUUGAAAGCGCUUUAGCUUUUACAGGCUUUAGGGGAGUUGUGUAGCUAGGUGGCAGCCCUUUCCACUUUUCAAGAGAGAAACUACCUUAUAAGUCAGGCAAUAUGGCGACGAGUACAUGUCUCAGGAGCACGGUCGGCACGGGCCUCUGUAGCGCUUCUGUUUUCGCUUCUGAAAAAACCUUGACUACCAACACAUGUACAAACAGAUCAGCGGUGUGCAAUUUUAUUGGGCUUGAACAACGUGGGAAGGCAGUUGCGGGAUUGUUUCUUGCAAGGAAAGGCUUCCAAAGCUUGGGAGUGUGCAGAACGAACGGACACUCAAGGAGGGGUUUGAGAGUCCAAUCUAUGUCCGAGGAUAGUCCUCUCCCCUCUCAGAUGAAUGUGGAGGACGCUCUCAAGUUGUUUGGAGUGGCAGAAAACGCGUCCUUUGAUGAGAUCAUCAAGGUCAGAAGGGACCUUGUUGCGCGCUUUGAAGGCGACAUGGAGAAGCUGGCGGAGGUUGAUGAGGCGUAUGACAUCCUCCUCAUGAAGAGCUUCUCAAGGAGGAAGGCGGGCCAAGUGAGCGAGGAGGGCAUCCGUUUUGCUGACGUCAGGAAGGCCCGCCCCGCUAACCUCACCCCAGCGUGGCUGAAGUCAGCCCUAUCCAAGGUCGCCGUCUCAGUUGAAACGCCCGACAGCAAAACCCUGGCAACUGAAGCUGCAGUGUUUGGGGUUCUGGCUGCGUGGACUUUUGCGGGGGGGCUUGCGCAGGGGGGAGAUCUGACCCCCGUUUCGUCGGGUGGGGACGUACCAGGGCUGCAGCUGGCGCUCGCUUUGGGGGCAGCGUUUUACUUCCUGCAGAAGGAGAGGGUCAAAGCUGUCAAGGCGGGGUUGAUCACUGUUGGGGGCAUGGCGACUGGAUCCAUUGUGGGCGGUCUUAUUGAGGCAUGGCUCCGGGUGGACAUCGUACCCGUUUUGGGCAUCGACUCGCCCGCAGUGGUCGUCAGCGAGUUCGUACUUGUGGCCCUGUUUCUUACAACAGCAUAUGUGCGGUGAGGGGUUGGCUCGAAGAAAAGUUUCAAGGUCUGAAAGUCUUCACAGGGCAGCCAUGUUAGAUACAACUUACGUUCAGCAGUUUGCUCUCUUUGCUCGAGGGCAGAUUGGGCUCUAAGCUUUGUGUGUUGAGACUAAGACUUUCAAGAAAGUCAGGAGCUGAAGGUCUAGUGGCUAGGCGUAGCUUCUGUAUAUCGCAGCCUAAUGCUAGGCGACUGUAAAUCUGUACAUGACCUUAGGUGCUGCACAUAUGCUCUGGGAGCGCUAGGACGAUUGCAUGGAUUCCCCGACCUGUACAGAUUGCCGAAUAUCUUGCAAGCAAGUUGAUGAAUUAGGUUGGUUCGUUGCUUGCAAGGAGUGAGGUUUUCGCUUGGUGUCAUAUUAAAAAGGAUGUACAAACGUUGAGGUCCAAUGCAAGGCUUCCUUCAUGGUGGCAGCCAGGCCUCUGUCCCGACACUCGUCUGAAUUGGUCACUGGACU
Molecule: messenger RNA, 1629 nt
Organism: Klebsormidium nitens
Lineage: Eukaryota; Viridiplantae; Streptophyta; Klebsormidiophyceae; Klebsormidiales; Klebsormidiaceae
Source: the annotation of a GenBank genome assembly